This is a messenger RNA of Trichoplusia ni (cabbage looper), 1039 nucleotides long. Its product is annotated as cytochrome b5-like. Lineage: Eukaryota; Metazoa; Arthropoda; Insecta; Lepidoptera; Noctuidae. The transcript has a single exon. Bases 245 to 631 code for a protein of 128 amino acids. Gene Ontology annotation, molecular function: heme binding. Gene Ontology annotation, cellular component: intracellular membrane-bounded organelle; membrane. The record is from RefSeq and is a predicted model, not a curated record.
ACGAUAUUAGAGCGCCGGUGGGUUUGUGGCUCCGUGCUAGGGUCGCAGUAUGAGGAGCAGGCGGCAGCGCGUCCCGAAGAGUCCCCGCGGCCGUGAUCUGUGCCACUCGGUCAGUGUGACGUGCAGUCAGUGUGAGCGAAGUGAAGGACGCGAGUAUAUUAGUCGACCCUGCGCUAACGCACGCGGCGCACCCCGAGCCCCGACAGUUUCCAGUCAGCCGCCGUAAGGAGUGCUCGUGUGCAAGAUGGCCGACACUAAGUUCACGCGCAAGGAGAUCGAGGAACGCAACCAUCGCGGAAACGCGGCCAUCAUCAUCGACAACGUGGUGUAUGAUGUGACCGAGUUUUUUGAUGACCACCCGGGCGGCGUGGACGUGCUGUUGGACAAUGCUGGCAAGGACGCGUCCAAAUGUUUUCAUGACGUGGGUCACAGUGACAUCGCGCUCGACUGGCGCCAGAAGUUUGUGAUAGGCGAAGUGGUGGACGAAGACCGGCGCGAGGUGCUGGAGCGGCCGGCGGCCGUGCUACAGCAGGCCGAGCCGCUGUCGCUGGCAGCGCUGGCGAGCGUGUGGGGCCCGCCGCUACUGCUGGCCCUGCUGGCAGCGCUCCUCUACUCUUACCUGUUCCCGUAGCCGCCUCUCAUCACGCGGAGGCGCUUCUUCUCUGCCCUGGCGUAAUUGUUUAAAUCUACCCUCUCUGAGGUUUUGUGAUAAUAAUUUGGGUAAAACGACUGUUAAAUAAUUUUUGAAAUGGUGUGGUCUUAGACUUAAGUAUAGGGGACCAAAAGUUAGUUUAGUGGUCGCGGAUAGAAAAAUCUUGCGUUUUGCCACACAUACUGCGAUGUAGUCUGCGCUGUUGACGACGGAUCAGGCGCUGGACAAAUGGACACCAGUGCAAUAUACCGUACUGAGGGGUUCUGUGUAAUUGUAGUAAUGAUCAUAGUUAAAUAAUGGUGCUGCUGUUGAGAUAUUGUUGAAUAAUGCGUAGAUGCGUGUAAACUUAAGUAAUGUUAAGCAUUAAAGGUCAAAUUAAUUCAUUUA